This is a messenger RNA of Numida meleagris (helmeted guineafowl), 1937 nucleotides long. RefSeq names its product nucleoside-triphosphatase, cancer-related (gene NTPCR). The record is from RefSeq and is a predicted model, not a curated record. The transcript has 5 exons. NCBI's taxonomy places the organism in Eukaryota, Metazoa, Chordata, Aves, Galliformes, Numididae. The coding region runs from base 120 to 692 and encodes 190 amino acids. Gene Ontology annotation, molecular function: ATP hydrolysis activity.
CCCCCGGGGGCUGCGCGGGGCCGCCGGGAGAGAGGCGGAGCGAAGGCGGAGCUCCUGCUGCCCGCCGCGCCGUGCAGCGCCGGCUGUAAAGGGCGGAGCGCGGCCCGCUGCUCCCCGCCAUGUCCAGGCACGUUUUCCUCACGGGACCCCCAGGGAUUGGAAAGACUACUUUGAUACAGAAAGUCACUCAAGCACUAAAAUCCUCAGACGUUACCAUUGAUGGAUUUUACACACAGGAGGUUAAAGAAGGUGGCAGAAGAAGAGGAUUUGAUGUCGUCACUUUAUCUGGAAAACAAGGUCCUUUAUCUAGAGUUAGUUCUGAUUCUUCUGCUUCAAGACGUGAAUGUCGUGUUGGACAGUACGUUGUAGACGUUGCUUCGUUUGAGCAGUUGGUUCUGCCUGUGCUGAGAAAUGUAAACCAGGGCAGCGAUGCAGAGAAAAAGAUUUGCGUCAUAGAUGAGAUUGGUAAAAUGGAACUCUUCAGCCAGGCUUUUAUUCAAGCUGUUCGUCAAAUGCUGGCUGGCUCUGGGACCGUGGUGCUUGGAACUAUUCCAAUACCUAAGGGAAAGCCACUGGAACUUGUUGAAGAAAUAAGAAGUAGGAAAGAUGUUGAAGUGUUCACUGUAAGUAAGGAAAACAGGAACAACAUCUUGCAGGACAUCUUGGCAGCUGUGGAGUCAUGCAGACAGUGAAGACCUUUUCUUGCUUGUAAACACUAAAGCCUUUAUUUUUGUAAAACAUUACACUUGUGGAUGUUCUAGUCUGUCCUUCCUGCUUAAGCCCCUGCAGGGUUUACUAGAGCAUCCUGGGUAAGCAAGGUAAAGCUGGUAUUACUCUAGAAUGUGAAAAUUAAGAUAGAAGCUUCUUGUUUAUCCAGUUCACAAGCUGAUCCAUUCAACAGAUCCGUAGUUAAUGUGAAAUGCCAACUUAGGCAUUUGAAAAAGGUAUAUGGUCUGACUCUGAUCCUGUUACACCAUGUAAAAGCAAUUAGCUGUCAAAUCUCUUUGAGAUCCUUGUCCUUCAGAGUGGUGAGGACAGUUCUGUCUGGAGGACAAUUCGGGGUCUGUCUUUCCCGUGCAGUAACAUGCAUCGAGGAACCAGAACUUGGCCCUGGUGUAACAGAACAUAACCCUGCCCAAAAAAUUUGCAUGCUCUGCCUGGCUUACGUAGAAAAAUCUUUGCUAACUUUGACCUGCUUCAGGGGUAUCAAAGUGUUUCAGCAUGGAUGCUGGCAAUUCAUGAGGUGGAAGGAAUAAGCAGAUUCCUGCCCCCUGUCCUCCAGGCACCUCUCUCUCCAACAGCGUUAUAAGAAUGGCUAUGCAAGGAAAUUUCCUGUAAUCUCAAGUGAUAUUUACAGAAUUCCACUUCAUGGGAAAACGUAACCAACUCUACCCUCUCUUAAGUGGUCCAGACAGUAGUUAAGGAAGUUGCAUUUUAUGUUUAUUUUAAAGUUUCAGAUGGCAACCUUGCAUUAGACCUCUUACAAAAAAAUCUUUUAGUUUCAUGAGACUGAGUCAAGUCUUGACAUAUGUUUUCCAUGCAGAGUUUAUUAGGUCAAGAUUGACUUAAUACUGCAUGUGUCUAUAUGGGGCUUUUCAAGCCAUUAUAUUUACUGAUACUUUUUUUUUUUGGCUUAUUUAGUUUUUUUCCUUACUCAAUUCUAUACACAGUUAAUGGUCAAUGGUGAUAUAAGGAGUGUGUGAGAGUAUUAGACAAUGUAUUUUUUUCCUCUGAGGUUUGCAAAUGUGUUCAGGGAAAGUACUACCACUUAAUCAAUUUUGCAUGUUGUUAAAACAGAAUUCCUCCCAGGUGCACACUUGUUCACUGUAUGAUUUAUAGUCAUCUUUGGCUAAGUUAAGGCUUUAGUUGCUUCUUAACUUCUCUGUUCAGUUCAACAACUGUUAAAGUGAGCAAACUAAAGGCAUUUUCAAGCAUCA